CUUUGCACGUUCGAUGGAACCGAUGAAAACAUGUGGUGUUGGCGGGAAGGCAUGCUUGUUAGCGGAUUAGAUUUUGAAUAAAAAUGACGGAGUAAAUACAAGGGAAAGACUCUUCAUCUCAUAUGAAAUGCUACAUCACGAUGUCUGCCAUUUUUAAAGAAUUCACUACAUCUGGGAUUUUCUGCAAAGGCGUUGCAAAGACUAUCAUACAUCCAAGGGCCUACAGGCUAGUGUCGUGCACAUGGCGGGACCAAAAAACAUUUUUGCUCCCAAAACAGACUAGAAAGAUAUCUUGCACGAAUAAAUGUUCUGGUUUCUGGUUAAACAGCAGCAGAAAGAAUGAUGAUAAAAAGAACUUUAAGGCUUUUUCGUGGCUUCGAUUACCACAGAGAUUGUCAAAAUGGCAAAAAAGAACCAUCAAAACUCUACCUGGCCACAUUAGUGGUCCAAGCGAUAAAGAAAUUGAAAACUUUCUGAGGAGAUUCAAAAUUCCAUAUAGAAAUGGCUACACAAGCAUUGUUGCUCCUUGUCAGAACUGCAAAAUUUUGGGCUUUGACGAUAAUGCGAAAGCUGACAACAAAAAUUGGAGUUUGUUUAUUAAUAGAACGACUGGAAGAUUUAUUUGCAAGAAAUGUGGAAAUUCGGGUGCAUGGCAUGAGAUUAAGGUUUGCCAGAUUUUGGAUGGCACAAAAGUUGUUGGAAAGGAUGCUGUUCAACCAAGUUUAAAUUUAAAGGCAGCUAGACAUAAGCCGAACACUGAAGAUGCUUUGACAAUUUUUGAAAAUGCAAAAUGUUUAUCAGAUGUGGAUCAAACAGAGCUGGAAAUUAUAUGCCAAAAAUUCAAUACACAGCUUUUGAGCAUGGAUACCCUGAAAAAAUAUGGCAUAAAAUUUACAAGUCACAAAUUUCUUGAAACAGAUGGGAUGUCAAAGUCUCAGAAAUGCUUGGUGAUUCCAUGGUAUGACAUCACAAGUGAGACAAUCACUGCAGUAAAAAUCUUUCCACUAGAGUCUGAUUUGCCACCAAAAUUUAUUCCAAGAAAAUAUGCUGGAAGCUUGUUUGGGUCAAAGCAGUCAACCAAGAACAGCAAAGAAAUUGUGCUCACAUCUUCUGAAUUUGAUGCCAUGGCAGUUGACCAGGCAACAAGUCUGAAUGCUGUAGCAUUACCAUCGAGUAUAUCUGUGCUUCCAUUAGAGGCCCUUCCACAACUGGAACAAUUUGAGAAGGUCAUACUUUGGUUUGGAAAUGAUGCUCGCUCCAAACAAGCUGUCAAUCAGUUUUCUAAGAAACUUAACAUGGAAAGGUGCUCAUUUGUAAGGCUGCUAGAAGAGGAUUCUCCAAGUGGUGCUCUCGAAGCUUUGAACAAGGGUUUCAACUUAAAGGCAUUAAUAGCCAAAGCACAAAGUUUGAAGCAUAAGGAAAUACUAACAUUCAGCCAGCUUCGUGAAGAUGUUUUGGGAGAAUUUCUUAACGCGGACGAGGCAGCUGGAGUAAAGUGGAAGCGGUUCCCUGGCCUGACGUCAAUAUUGAAGGGGCAUCGCCGGGGAGAGCUUUCGAUUCUCACUGGUCAAACAGGCACUGGAAAAACGACGCUUCUCAGUGAAUUAUCUUUGGACCUCUGCAGCCAAGGGGUGAGCACACUUUGGGGCAGCUUUGAGAUUAAGAACGUGAGAUUGUUGAAGGCAAUGAUGUGUCAAUACUCUGGGUUAAACUUGGAAACUGCCAUCGGUCAGUAUAAUUUCUGGGCAGACAAGUUCGAUAUGCUUCCUCUGUAUUUCAUGAGUUACUUUGGAGCCCAGAGUAUCCAAACCGUUUUAGAGACGAUGAGUCACGCUGCUUAUGUUUAUGAUAUUGAGCACGUGAUCCUUGAUAACCUUCAGUUUAUGAUGUCGACAUCAGCUGUCAACUUUUCAGAUCGCUUUUCAACGAUGGAUCUCGCCAUUUCAUCCUUGAGGAAUUUUGCUUCCAGUACCAAUGUUCACGUGACACUUGUUAUACACCCCAGAAAGGAAAACCAAGACAUAGAACUGCAAACUGCAUCUAUUUUUGGGACUGCGAAGGCAAGCCAGGAAGCUGAUAAUAUCAUCAUACUGCAGGAUACCCCCGGCAGAACAUCUCGGCGGUAUUUGCAGGUGACAAAGAAUCGUUUUGAUGGUGCUCUAGGAAAGGCCCCUUUACAAUUCAACCGGGACUCUCUCUGUAUGUCGGGCUUUUGCAGGGACUUGAAAACUGGAAGCACGAAGUUUGGCGUUGGGACUUUUCAAGGUAACUCUAAGGACCAAUGAAUCAAGAAAAUUCAAGCGCAUUUUCUCAAUAUUUUAUCAUGUUUGCAGUCUUAUCAGCUGCAACAGAUUCUGCAAUUUAUAUAAAAUCUUGUAAUCUGUUUACAUUUUCUUUAUCAUUAUCCAAACUGCAAGAAACCACUAAAAUGUUAAAAAGAAGCUGUCAAAUCAAACCGCCAAAAAAUUACCCAACUCUCGCAUUUGUUUUUCUACAUGUGAAAGAGGUGAUAUCACCAUACCGAGGUCUUUCUUUUUACUAACCUUGACUUGAUAAAAAUUCGUUCUCAACUCCCUGCUUCAACAAUGAAUAAACAACAGAAACGAAGGAAGUAAGCAUAAAUGCCUGCCUUAUCUACUUAAGUCAUAAUUUAAACCUUAUUAUCUGCAAUUUUUAUGUAAUCUCUUGUCUUGUAAUAUCAACACUUAAAUAAAAUCAUUUAUUAGUUUUACUUAUUCGAUAGAAAUGAAUCGAUUUAAGAUGUUUUGUAGUCUUAUGUAGUGUUUUGUAGGCUCUGGCAAAGAAAUCCUAUCCGUGUCUUUUGAUAUUUAAUUCAAAUUUAGGAAAUUAAUGAUGAUAUCAUUUAUGUUUUUUAUCAGAAAACCUCAGCAGCAGUUUCCCGUCCAUACAUCUGUCCGUUUGUUUCCGCUUUUUCUUUUAGAUAUCUCGCUGAUAUUUAUAAUUUUGACUAAAUGUCUUUCAGCCAACCAAAUGGUUGCUUGUACUUUCCAUCCAAACGGAUUCUAAAUUUCGACAUCUUCGAUUCGUGCUAUUGGAACCAAUCUUAAGCUGUCCUCAAAAUGGCAGAAGUAAUUGAAAAAUUCUUUCAGGAAAUUUGCACAACCAUGACCAAUAAUGUUUUUGCGACAAAGUCCAAUCACGGGCUGAAUCUUCCUUAUCAUUCUCUUACUUUUAACAAUGUGAACUGGAUUUAUGUAAACUCGAAUAUUUUGUAGAGAGCAUCAACUAUGCAAGGGUAAGGUUGAUACUUAAAUGCAAACAUCAGCCCAUGAAAACAAAUUA
Molecule: messenger RNA, 3303 nt
Organism: Rhopilema esculentum
Lineage: Eukaryota; Metazoa; Cnidaria; Scyphozoa; Rhizostomeae; Rhizostomatidae
Product: twinkle mtDNA helicase
Biological process (GO): mitochondrial DNA replication
Cellular component (GO): mitochondrion
Molecular function (GO): single-stranded DNA binding; ATP binding; 5'-3' DNA helicase activity
Source: RefSeq, a predicted model, not a curated record